GCGCAAUUUGGCUCUGCAGAAUGUUUUUCUUCAUUUUUAACAAAACCUUGAGGCUUAGAGGAAUAUCGGACCGUGAGAAUUGUCCUGAACGAGGUUAGAGUCCGGUAAGGCAGGCUGGCGCUUCAUGAAUCAGAGAGAAGGCAUGUCGUUCCGAACCCCGACUCUGCCAUUUCCCCCGCAAAUUCUAAUUGCGAGUUGUGCCCGAUCUCUUGGAGAUGAAAAUGCAGCUUGUUAUCAAAUAAAAUGUGGUUGCAAAAACAUGCUUGCAAAAACGUCAGAGAAGUGGAAAUGACGGGGUAAUUUUUUGGACACAACAAGAGGCAAAAAGAAUCAAGCAUCAUUUUUUUUCAAUCCUGCAACGAACGACGUUUUCUGCAGUUGUUUGUCAUACCAUAGGUAGAACUCUAUUUUCGUUUAAAGUCUACGCAUCCCUGCUCAAUAUUCUCGCUGUUCCGAAUCGAAAACAAUGAUGCAAAGGGUAGAGAAUUUUGGCUGUCUUCAAAUUCCCUCGAAAGAAGAGCGGCGGGUGGGUUACAGGAGAAAAAAUAAGCGCCAUUCCAUGUCGCCUCACCGGUCAGGUGAAAUUCCGCAGUCACCUGCGUGUUUGAGUAUGGCGGACCGCUUGAUUCUACCAAAUAGCGAAGAACAGAGUUUUGGCCGUUCCCGAGUACCAUCUGAGAGUAUUUGCACUUCGCCUGAUAUCGCAGCAGGAAAGCCCUUGUUCGGACGCUUACUCAGUUUUAGAAGCAGCUGCUGCUCGAGUAGCAAAAGCUAUUUUCGAUUUUGCAGGAAGACACCCAGCAUCUUCGCCCAGCAUCUUCUGACUUUUGUCUACACUCUGCUCUUAUCAGGAGUGCAACCUGUACCUGUUCUCGCGAGCGAGGUUCAGCUGUCCCCUUCUUGCUACAUCAACUGGGAGGUACCAGAUUGCCAGGAAACAGACGCCUGUGCCUGCAUUUGGUACAUUCGUAUUCUCAACGAGGCGGCUUUCUACUUCGUACUCUUCAUCAUGACGAAAUGGAUGCUGCUAGGGACGCAGUAG
Molecule: messenger RNA, 1042 nt
Organism: Amoebophrya sp. A25
Lineage: Eukaryota; Dinophyceae; Syndiniales; Amoebophryaceae
Source: the annotation of a GenBank genome assembly